CCCUUCAAAAACCCCAGCGCGGUGCUCUUCUUCCCCUAAAGUGAGUGAUUAGCUUUGUACCUGCACUUGCUGCUGACCUAGCUCAGAGAGAGCGCUUUGCAUUUGAUUUUUCGGCAGAGAGAGAGCUUUGUAUUGGCCGUUGUAGUAGGGAGAGAGAGAGAUUCUCGGAUUAGCCGAGAGAGGUGAGGCCUUUAUUGCUCAUAGAAGACAACAUCGAGGAUCAGCCGAGUGAGUUGAAUCUCUUUUUUUUCUCAAGGACUCAAAAUUUUGGCUCUGGCUGCGCAGCUCAUUGGGGAGGGAGAGGUAACCGAGCAUGGUAGGCUCCAGUUUCUCUGUUUGGGCAUUGUGGAGAAUUCGUACCAUCUGAAUAAAUGAACGUUAUAGAUGGUUGCAGCUCUAUUUCAGUAGAUAAGGCUGGAGCCUAAUGCCAACCUCAUCCCUACAAACCAGAUGUACACUUCUCUCUCAGCCUAUAUCUCAUCUGAUUAAAAACUCAGCAGCUGCCAUUUUAAAAGCAUGUCAUUGUUAAGGCUUCUUGGCGCCAUUCAAGAUGAAGGGUUGGACUUUGAGCAAAGGAGAUUCAUGAGACAAGAGGGAGAAAGCAACAUGGAGAGUAACAGAGCAUUAACAACUGCGUGAGUGAGAGAGAUCAGGGAGGAGAGAGGUCACAAGGCACCCACAAGUUUGUGUGUGAGAGACUCUAUGGCUCUAAGGCUUCUUCUCUUCCUCCGCCUCCCUAACAGAACCUGGCCGAUGCACCAAUAUAGGGCACCAUACUCAAGCCACACGGCACCAUUGCCACAAGGCUCAGCCCCUUGCUUCUCUCUCUAUCUCGACCGUGCCAAAAUCAUCGACCAAAUCCGCCUCCUCCUCCGCACUACCAGUCCGAAUGCCUUUCCCUCUUCUCUCUCUUCUCUUGCCCCGCACAUUGACACCACCAUUGCUGUCCACGCCCUUCGGUCCUCCCCCUCUCCCUCUGCCACCCUCUCUCUCUUCCACUUCCUGCACAACCUCCCCCACUUCUCCCACUCCCCCAACACUUGCCGUGCUGCCCUCUCCUCCCUCCUCUACACCACCGUGCACCACCCCCAGCUCUCUCCCUCUUCUUCAUCUGCCACGCCGUACACUGCUUUCUCUCUCCUCAUUGAUCGCAUCAAUUCCAGUCAGUUCCCUGGUGUUUCUCUCUCUUUCAUGGACCACCUCCGCUUUCUCUGUGCCGCCAAUGACCUCCCCAGAGCCCUUCAACUCUUUUCCCACACUGCUCGUCACAACCCUAGUUCUGCAAACCCCCAAAACCCCAUUUUGAAGCCUCUACAAAAUUCUAGUUCUCCUCAAACCCUCAAUCUCAAGUCAAAGAAGGUCCAUUUGUGCACUGAGGCCUAUAACUUAAUGAUGGAACUCUUUGCUCGUAAUGGUCGUCAUGACGAAUCCACUCGCCUCUUCCUUUAUAUGCUUAAUAAGGGAAACCUCCCUAAUUCGCGAACGUAUACUGUGAUCAUAAGGCAUAUGGUGGAUAUGGGCAAAGCAAAGGAGGGAUUUGAGGUGUUUAAGAGGUUGCCUGGUAUGAGAGUUAAGCGCACUAGGUUGCAGUACACCUUGUUAAUUCAAGCUUUCUCUCAGUUGGGUGAUUCUGACAUGGUGCUUGUUUUGGUUAGAGAUAUGCAAAAGGAUGGCGUCCUGCCUAUGCGAUCCUCUGUCCAGGCAUUAAGGAAGGUUGGGCUCAAAAAGGAGGCUGAAGAAAUGGUUAAGGAUUUCUUCACACUUGAUUCAAGAAUUGGGUCUAUACAAGGCUCGAGCCUUUGCACUAGUUUCUUUGAUGAUGAUCAAGAAGGUGAUGUUGAUGAUGAUGGUGAUGGUGAUAAUGAUGAUGAUGAUGAUGAUGAUAAUGGGUUGGAUGGAAAUGAUGAAUUGGUGUCAUUGAAGCCAUGGGUGGACCCUUAUGCAAUUGCAAGUUGCUUGAGGGACUGGGAUCAUGCAGAGGUCUCGGCUUUAGGGAAAGCGAACAUAGUUUGGACUGCUCGUUUAGUUGGCAAAGUGUUGAGGGGUUUCAAGAGAGCAGAUUCAGCAUGGGAAUUCUUUUGUUGGGUUGCUUAUCAACCCGGUUUCACACAUGAUGUCUUCAACAUUUCGAGGAUGGCAGUCCUUUUAGCACGGCAAGGCCAUACCGAAUUGGUUAAUCGCCUCCUAUCAAAGGUGGUAGAGAAAGAAGGAAUUCAGAUCUCUUUUAGCACUAUAAGGCUUAUAAUUGAUGCCUUUGGGAUUUCGAAAAAUGCAGAUGCUGCACUGAAAGUGUUUCGAGACUUCUCGUCGAAUUCUUUGGGAUAUUCAGAGAACCACAAUUUGUUAAUGUUGUAUUCUUCACUUUUGAGGACCUUUAUCAAGUGUAAAAAAGGUGCCAAAGCUACGGAGCUCCUUGAAGAGAUGAUGUUAAGUGGAAUUCAACCCGAUAUCCCGAUGUUAUUGGGUUUGUUAGAGCACUUUGCAAUGGAAGGAGACUUGAAGAGGGUGGAACAAUUGUUUGGCAUGGCUAGACAGUGUGUGAUUGAGCCUGAUGCUUAUAUGUAUAAGAUCCUUAUCCAUGCUUAUUGUAAGAGGGAGAGGUCAGCUUUAGCAAUGAGGGUCUUUGAGGUUAUGCAAAAUGCAGGGUUUAUGCCUGAUGUGGCCACCAAGAAUGUGCUUGUCAAUAGUUUGUGGAAGGAGGGGAAGCGAAGAGAGGCAGCUUCGAUUGAGGAGAGAAUUGGGAGCGAUGAUGAUAGUCUUCCAAAAGUUAUUCUUGGUCAUCCAUGGACAGUGAGUGGUGAAGAUCUCAUGUAUGUCCAUGAUAUCUAUGCCAAAUGCUUCACAAGAAGUGAAGCAGAGGAAGAUAUUCAAUUAAGCGGCUAAAUGGCAUUCCCCAAUCAUGGGUUUUACCUAGUCCAACCUCAAGUGGUCGUAUUCCAGCUCGGAACUCUAUCCAGUCCUACUCACUUUGGCUGAUCCUUUGGAGGACAAACUAGUUUGGAUACUUGUCCCUGAUGGUAAUUUCAUGGUUAAAAUAGCUUGAGAACUUUUCAGUGGAGAGGAACCUUGCGGCCUGAUAUUGAAGAGGUUUGGGAAGGACCAGCUCAUCCAAGGGCAUAAUGGUUUUCUUGGCUAGCUCUUCAUGGUGUGGCUGCAUGGAUAUGCGCAAAGAGGACUACCAGACCUUUGAGCACCUCCUAGUCAAUGGCCCCCAGAAGUUCAUCUGAAGAGAGGCACAAGAGCACUCUAGUGAUGCGAUACCCAUUUCAAUUUCAACCCCCCUCUCUCUCUUGACGACCUCCUUUUCCCCCACUUUGCCACCAAAGCUUCAAUGGUGUAAACUUGGCAUCUCUGGUCCUGGUAGAGAGAGAGGGGUAGAGGAGAGAGAAAAUGGAUGAUUAGAGGAGUUCCAGGGGUUGUUCUGUGUAGCAGGGAGAUGUCAAGUGGGUGUAGCUGCAUAGUGUGGUUCAGGAGGGAUCUAGAGUUGAAGCUAACCUUGCUCUCUCAUCUGGUGUGAGAGUUGGUUCAGUGGUUGCAGUCUUUAUAUGGGCACCUGAAGAAGAGGAUUAUUACUAUCCAGGAAGGGUCUCUAGGUGGUGGCUUAAGCAAAGUCUUGCUCAUCUUGAUAGUUCAUUGAGGAGCCUUGGAAAUUGCCUCAUAACCAAGAGGUCGUCUGAUAGUGUUUCCUCUCUCUUGGUGGUUGUCAAGUCCACUGGUGCAAUCUGCGGCUUCUUUAACCAUCUCUAUGACCCCCUAUCUCUUGUAAGGGAUCAUAGAUCAAAGGAAGUUCUGACAGCUCAAGGAAUAGUGGUCCAUUCGUUUAAUGUGGAUUUGCUCUAUGAACUAUGGGAAAUUCGCGACCCAAAUGGGCAACCCUUCAUCACUUUUGCAGCAUUUUGGAACAGAUGCCUUAUGCCUUAUGACCCAUUUGCCCCAAAAGAAUAGUUCAGGUUUUUGAUUGUAUAUAUUUACUUCGUAGCCACUUUGUUUGAUGUCAAUCAUUCUCAAGUUACUUUGGCAAGUUACCCACAAAAGAAAAGGAAAAAUUGAUAUCGAGUGUGGUGCUCCCAGUUAUUGGCAUUCAAGCUAAGAUCUCCCUAAUUCCUACAUUGUUUUUAUUUUUAAGGAGAAUUAGUUGACGCAGAAACGAGUGACUAGCUGAAUAUUUUGAAUUAUACUUUUUUA
Amborella trichopoda is the source of this 4185-nucleotide messenger RNA. RefSeq names its product Tetratricopeptide repeat (TPR)-like superfamily protein. The record is from RefSeq and is a predicted model, not a curated record. Lineage: Eukaryota; Viridiplantae; Streptophyta; Magnoliopsida; Amborellales; Amborellaceae. Gene Ontology annotation, molecular function: protein binding.